AUGAGCAAAAAUAAAUAUCGAAUCUUAUACAUAGAAAGAAUCUUUAAGUUUCAUUAAUAUUUGCGUCAAUGUAAAUCGAAUUAGAGGAAAACUCUUCAUACACAAUAUUUCUUCAAAACACUAAAGAAGAGAAAUUGGGAGAAGGAACCUAUGGUAAGAGCAUAUGAGAAAAGAAGAGGAAAAAGGUGGUUCAAAGAAACUUAAACUUGA
Molecule: messenger RNA, 210 nt
Organism: Paramecium sonneborni
Lineage: Eukaryota; Ciliophora; Oligohymenophorea; Peniculida; Parameciidae
Source: the annotation of a GenBank genome assembly